Magnolia sinica is the source of this 2209-nucleotide messenger RNA. Its product is annotated as cleavage stimulation factor subunit 50. The record is from RefSeq and is a predicted model, not a curated record. NCBI's taxonomy places the organism in Eukaryota, Viridiplantae, Streptophyta, Magnoliopsida, Magnoliales, Magnoliaceae. Gene Ontology annotation, cellular component: mRNA cleavage stimulating factor complex. Gene Ontology annotation, biological process: mRNA 3'-end processing. The transcript is spliced from 14 exons. The coding region runs from base 739 to 2052 and encodes 437 amino acids. Gene Ontology annotation, molecular function: RNA binding; protein binding.
CGCUAUAACGACUGUUAGUGUUAUCAAACAGCCGUUACCGUUAUGCAGACCUUGAAACGCCGUUUGUUAAACCUUGCUUGGAUGUUGGAAAGCUAGGUUUUGAAAAACCAGCGAUGGUUGGAAAUUAGGAUUUGAGAGAUGAGCUUCCGAAUCGGAAUUUUUAAAGAUUUAGGGCUUGAAAAUCUGCAUUUUGGUGAAAAUGAAUGAGGAAAAUUAGGGUUUGGAAGUGAAUCCUUUCAUAUGCGGAAAAUCCUUCAGAUACGAAAAAUAGAGUUUUUGCACAGGAGAGUUGGUGAAAAAUUAGGGUUUUAACGAGAGGUGAUGGUUCAAAUACUGGAAAUUGACGUUUUGGGGGAAAACUGGCGAGAAAGUAGGGUUCGCAUGAGACAAGCUGGUUCAGAUGCCGAAAACUGCAGUUCUGGAUGAGAAAUCAGGGCUUUUGAGGGAGAGAACUUGAUUCACUUGAUGAAAGAUGAGGUGUUGUAGCAAAAGAUGAUGAAAGAAACAAGGUUUUGAAUCGGAGUUGUGUCAGGUGCUGAAAUUGAGGUUUCAGAGGAAAAGAAAAAGUUGAAACUCAGGGUAUUCAAAUGAAAGUUGUUGUCUGUAGCCUGAAAUUGACUUUUUGACCACAAAGUUUCAAAUGGUGAGAGAUUAGGUUUUUAGAGUAACAAGAACAGGAACUGUAGAUGUUGAGAAAUUAGGGUUUUGAAGGGUUUCGAAGCUUUGCUUUUUUCUGCAAUGGAGACGGGUCUGGAACAGACACUGCAGGAUGGAAAGCUUCUUCGUCAGGUCAAUGCAUUCAUUGUCGCGCAUCUUCGUGAUCACAAUCUCAACCAGGCUGCAACCGCUGUUGCAUCAGCAACCAUGACGCCGUUGAACGUCGAAGCUCCUCCCAACAAGCUUCUUGAUCUUGUUUCCAAGGGUCUUGCAGUGGAGAGAGAUGAGGCUGCAAAGGGGAUUUCUCCUGCUUCUCUGUUUGAUUCUGCAACGGGUAUACCUGCCGGGUAUGGUUCGGUCCCUGCGCCUCCAAUCAAUGCUAUCGAUUUCAGUGCUGUGCAGGAUACAAAGGGUUCAUCAAAGAGUUUCCCAAAGCAUGAGACUAGACAUGUUUCAGAGCAUAAGAAUGUUGCCCGAUGUGCAAGAUUUAGUCCCGAUGGGCGUUUUGUUGCAACUGGGAGUACAGACACGUCGAUUAAGCUCUUUGAGAUUUUGAAAGUCAAACAAAUGAUGCUGCCGGAUGCAAGGGAUGGGCCCGUUCGACCUGUGAUUCGGACAUUUUAUGAUCAUUUACAACCAAUCAAUGAUUUGGAUUUCCAUCCUCAAACAACUGUACUGAUAUCAGGGGCAAAAGAUCACACCAUAAAGUUCUUUGAUUUUUCAAAAACAGUUGCAAAGAGGGCUUUCAGAGUUAUCCAGGACACUCAUAAUGUGCGGUCUGUGUCCUUUCAUCCUUCUGGAGAAUUUCUUCUGGCAGGGACAGAUCAUCCAAUAGCCCAUUUGUAUGAUAUCAAUACUUUCCAGUGUUACCUGUCAUCAAAUGUGCAAGAGACAAAUGCUAAUGGUGCCAUAAACCAGGUGAGAUAUUCAUCCAGCGGUGGCAUGUAUGUAACGGCAUCCAAAGAUGGUGCUAUUCGGGUGUGGGAUGGGGUAACUUCCCAGUGUGUGCGCUCCAUUACCGGUGCUCAUGGCUCAACAGAGGCCACCAGUGCAAGUUUUACCAAGGAUCAGAGGUACGUUCUUUCUUGCGGAAAAGAUUCAGCAGCAAAGCUAUGGGAGGUGGGCAGCGGAAGACUAGUCAAACAAUAUCUUGGAGCUGUCCAUACACAGCUGCGUUGCCAGGCGGUUUUUAAUGAAACAGAAGAAUUUGUUCUAUCCAUCGACGAACCGAGCAACGAGAUUAUAAUUUGGGAUGCUCUGACUGCCGAGAAAGUAGCAAGGUGGCCGUCUAAUCACAUAGGCCCGCCGAGGUGGAUAGAGCACUCGCCAACUGAGGCGGCAUUUGUAUCUUGUGGGAGUGACAGGUCGGUCCGAUUUUGGAAGGAAAUUCUGUAGGUAUGUGAUGGUAAGACCUCGUGUGUCGAUAACAAUCGAAAAAGGAAUGUUGGUUUUAUGUAAGAUAGUUGGAGAAGAUUUUCAAACUUGUCUUCAAGGUUAAUUUAAAGUAUUGAAUAAUAAUCUAAUGGAUAAUCCGGUUGUUGGUUUUCCUGCA